AUGGAAUUGCCCUUCCACCGGCGGUCAGAGAAGACGUAUGUGAUAUCGAUGUCGGAAGAUCGAGGCCAAUCGCCCUUAAAUGUCAUCCAGUUCAGGGAGAAGCUGGUAGACGUGAUCAAGAGUCUAUUGUCUGGCAGGAUGAUCAACUACUCUAGAUCACCGUGUGCUUCCCCGGUCGUGGUGACCAUCAAGAAGGAUGGAGUGGAUAUGAGGUUAUGCAUCGAUUAUAGGUUGGUUAACAUUCUAACCCAGCUGAUGAUCUACGCAAUGCUUUUGAUCAACGACCUACUUCAAGAUCUGGAGGCAACCCUCUGGUACUGUUCUUUGGAUAUGGCAAGUGGAUUUUGGGUGGUGAAACGGACGGAUCGUGCUCAUUUUGAUCUCGGCUUUUGUCACUCCUUUUGGAUUAUUUGA
This is a messenger RNA of Phytophthora megakarya, 414 nucleotides long. NCBI's taxonomy places the organism in Eukaryota, Oomycota, Peronosporomycetes, Peronosporales, Peronosporaceae. The record is from the annotation of a GenBank genome assembly.